Hypoxylon trugodes is the source of this 2013-nucleotide messenger RNA. RefSeq names its product T-complex 11. Lineage: Eukaryota; Fungi; Ascomycota; Sordariomycetes; Xylariales; Hypoxylaceae. The transcript has a single exon. The record is from RefSeq and is a predicted model, not a curated record. Bases 1 to 2013 code for a protein of 670 amino acids.
AUGGGGGAUCAAGGAACUGGUGGAAUUGAGAGUAGGGGCGUUGAGAGCAACACAACAAGACGCAUGUCCGAACCACGACCAAAAUCCCACGACGAUCAGAUUCAGCAACAAUCAACCGAGACAAAGGCACCCUCUACAGAGAGUGAAGAGCAAAAAUACGCUCAAUCUGGUCCUAGGCAUUUAAUUCCCGUACAUCCAAGCAAUGCGGCAAAUGGCGGAUUAUCACGAAAUCCAUCUACAAGUUCCAGUGCUUCCAGAGACUCGCGGAUGUUUGAACACCCGCAGAGAUCUCAAAUACCAAAACCACUGGAACCACCGGUGACAAAGGCAACUUUGAGCGAGUUGGAUGUAAAUAAGAUUAUCCACAACCCAAAGCUGCGGCACGAUAUAAACUUCGAUCCAGACCUUCACUUCAGACCAAAUGUUGACGGAGAGAAGGGAAGGAGAAAACAGGAGAAGGCAAACCAGUUUUGGAAUACGCUUACGGAACAAUUACAAUUAUUCGUCAUCAACCGAGAUGAGUUCAUGAACAGAUUUGGUCAGGGUGAAGACUGGUGUCUCCCUCAACUACUAAAAUCGGUGAAGGAAAUCAUACAAACCUUAGUUCCACAGAGAGAUCGUAUGUAUUUGGAUGAGGGUCUAAAUGUCGAGCUGAUUAUGCAGCAAUUCAGCAAGGGGAUAGCAGAUCUAGAAAAGUUGGCCUCGUGGUUGUCGGGCGUUCUCAAAUCUCAUUGUGCCCCUAUGAGGGACGAAUGGGUUGAUGAAAUGUACAACCAACUGACAAAUGGCAACAAAACCAACGAUAUGGAGGAGCUAGUCCAGGGGAUGCGCAGCCUUCUAAGUGUUCUUGAGGCCAUGAAGCUCGAUGUCGCCAAUCACCAGAUCAGAUGCCUCCGACCGAUUCUCAUUGAGGAUACAGUGCACUUCGAGCAACGAUUUUUCCUGAAGAAAAUACGAGACCGCAGAAUGGAUCCUGGUCCAGCUCAAUCAUGGUAUUUGACAGUGAGUCAAUACUAUUCUAGAGAUCCGGCUUCAGUUCAGGCUUUUGGAGAGAUGGGUGUAUUUUUCGAGGCGCUGUGCAAAAUGGUACUUCCGUCGACCGAUCCUUAUUCGCACCCGGACACUUUCAUGUUCGAUGAAGAGCGAAUGGCCAAACUCCGAUCUGAUAUGCUUGAUGCUGUCAACUUGGAAAUCUGCAUGCGCCUGUAUGAAGGAUUAGAGAGGAAGUACAGACAUUGUGACUCGAUGUCUAGCGUGGGCGCUAUUCCCACUCCUUUCCUGGCUACACCCUUUUCGGAUGCUUCCGGUUUCCUUAGCUCGAGAACAGACGACGAAGGCAGCGAGGGCCACUUCAAUUCUAGGCCGUCUAGUCUAGUCUUCAGCUCCGCCGGUUCGGCCCACUCUUCCCCUCGCAACUCCUUCAUUCUACCCUCUCAACCAACUUCCACUCGCUUAGAGGAUCAGCAAACUAAAUCGAAAAACCUAUACAAUUCACUCGUUGCCCUACUCCAGACCUCCACUGCUAGCUCUCGAUCUGUUUCUCGGUGGAAGGCGAUGAAGGACUCGUUAGCUCUACAAAUCUUCCGAUUCACCAAUGCGCCAGCUCAAGAACUACUACAAUUUGAGGACGAGCUUGACAGUCAUCUUUCCGAGCUUUCAUCUCCACUUUUCCAGCAAGUCGAACAAUACUAUCACUACCACCUACUUGCGGAACUACGACAACGCGUCAAGGACUUCAGGGGGUUAACUGGUGCCGCCUUAUUCUCGGUUGCUACUGGUGGCCGUCUACAUGGCCCCAGCCGUACUUGGGAUGGCCCCCGUGAAAAUGUGAGCCUAGAGCGUACCUCACUAGAAAACGCCAUCCGGGAAGCUCGCGAAGAGGGUGGCGUUGAGGAUAUGGCUACACGCCUAGCCCAUAUGGGUCUGCUUCAUUGGCGAGUUUGGUCUCAUCUGGUCUAUGCUGGAGAUCUCGAUACAGUCAUGGCGGUGCCUGAUAUGUCGAUGGCGAUCUAG